Neopsephotus bourkii (Bourke's parrot) is the source of this 930-nucleotide messenger RNA. RefSeq lists its product as uncharacterized. NCBI's taxonomy places the organism in Eukaryota, Metazoa, Chordata, Aves, Psittaciformes, Psittacidae. The record is from RefSeq and is a predicted model, not a curated record. The coding region runs from base 79 to 930 and encodes 283 amino acids. Gene Ontology annotation, molecular function: protein binding; RNA binding. The transcript has 9 exons.
UGCGAUGGGCACCCAGCGCUGCCUCCCCCAUAGGCCCCCCCUGCACCCCCGGACCCCAGCGCCGUGCAGCAGAGCCUGAUGCUCGCAGGCCAAGGCAACGCGGCCGCGCUGCGGGGCUCCUACCCCGAGGCGGUGCGGGCGUUCACGGCAGCGCUGCAGCUGAACCCCCGCGAGCACCGGCUCCUCGGGAACCGGUCCUAUUGCUAUGAGAAGCUGCAGCGGUACCGGGAGGCGCUGGGGGAUGCGGAGCGGGCGCUGGGGCUGCAGCCCCAUUGGGCCAAGGGGCUCUUCCGCAAGGGGAAGGCGCUGCGGGGGCUGCAGGUAAGGAGGGGGGGCUGCGGGCGCUACGCGGAGGCUGCCCAGGUCUUUGAGGAGCUGCUGCGGCUGCACCGCACUGGGACCAGCACCGGCACCGGCACCGGCGCUGACACCGACACCGAUGCAGCCGCGCAGCUGGAGGCCUGCAGGGCACUGCUGCAGCGGAGCAGCCUUGGGGGGGUUCCCCCAUCUCCCCCCCCCAUCACCCCCCUAUCCCCAAUGGAGGCUGCGGAGCCGGUGCUGCCCCUCCGGUCCGGGAGCAGCCAGGACCAGGGCAGGGGCAUGAGCGGCUUCACCCCCACUGGGAGCUCCAGUAUCCAGGCCCAGUGCCAGCCCUCCAGGGGCUGCUUCCCACUGUGGGUGGGCAACAUCACCCCCAGCAUCAGCAGGAGCGUGCUGCAGCGCUGCUUCGGACACUUUGGGGACAUCCAAUCCAUCCGGAUGCUGCCUGAGCGCCGCUGCGCCUUCCUCAACUACACCUGCAAGGAGGCGGCCGAAGCGGCCUUCGAGGCCAUGAGGGACUCCCCAGUGGAAGGCACCCUCCUGGCCCUGCAGCUCAAGCACCCAUCUCACGCCACCCCGCGCCCACGUUCCUACCGGGAACCCCAAUAA